Molecule: messenger RNA, 1454 nt
Organism: Triticum urartu
Lineage: Eukaryota; Viridiplantae; Streptophyta; Magnoliopsida; Poales; Poaceae
Source: RefSeq, a predicted model, not a curated record
GGUGCAUGACAUGUUGAUUAAAUUCAUAGGCCAAUGGUUCAAUUUUCUGCGGACGAGUCAGUCGCUUGUCGGAUGGCGACCAACGAGAUGCAGUUCUUUGACACAAAUGAUUUCACUAAAGGGAUUGUGUACAAGGUAAGAUUACCAGGCAUAGCUGCAUUGCAGCUAGCAAGUGCUCCAGGAUCUCAUGUUGCUGGAUUUGUCCCAGAGGCAAAGGGUGUUCCAGCCAGUGUUCAGAUCUUUUCUUGUGACAAGGAUGCACAAAACCAAGUUGUUGCCCGCAGGAGCUUUUUUCGCUGUUCAACUGUUCAGUUUCACUGGAACAAGGGGUCUACUGGACUUCUUAUUGUUUCCCAAGCUGAUGUGGAUAAAACCAACCAGAGUUACUACGGUGAAACCAAGUUGCACUACUUGACAACUGAUAGGGCCUUUGAAGGAAUUGUUCCUCUCAAAAAGGAGGGGCCAGUGCAUGAUGUUCAGUGGUCUUCUUCAGGUUCAGAGUUUGCUGUGGUCUAUGGAUUUAUGCCUGCCAAAGCAACAAUAUUCAACAAAAAAUGCAAUCCUCUUCAUGAGCUUGGUGAAGGCCCUUAUAAUACGAUAAGAUGGAACCCCAAAGGGCGAUUUAUUGUUAUAGCUGGAUUUGGUAAUUUGCCUGGUGAUAUGGCUUUCUGGGAUUAUUCAGAAAAGAAGUUGAUACAGAAAGCAAAGGCUGAAUGGUCUGUCAUAAGUGAAUGGUCCCCUGAUGGUCGCCAUUUUAUGACUGCUACAACAGCUCCAAGGCUUCAAAUAGAUAAUAGAAUAAAAAUAUUUGACCACACUGGAUCUCUGCAGUUUAUAAAGGAAUUUGAAAAACUGUAUCAGGUUGACUGGAAACCAGAAUCUCCUGAAAGAUUUGUUGACAUUGCUGAGCUCACGAUAUCUUUGAAUGGCUUAAAAAUUGAAGAAACAAAGAAGCAAGGACAAGGUUCUAAAUCGGCACAAACAUCAAGCAAGGCUCCUGUAAAUGUAGCAGCAAAACCUGCAGGAGCAUACCGUCCACCUCAAUCAAAGCACACUGCAGCGCUUCAAGACAAGCUUUUCGGUGGCCUUGCUCCUACCGGAGGAGAGAUGAGCAAAACUGCAUUGAGAAAUAAGAAGCGGAGGGAGAAGCAGAAGGAGAAGAAGGCUGGGGAAGGCUCUUCCGCUGAUGACAGCUGAUCCACUGGCUUGUUUUGGCAUUUUUCGCUGCUGAGUGAAAUUCAUAGUGACGAAUAGUUCCUUCAUUCCGAAGAAGAAAUGGCUAUGCAUCUUGUGAAUGAGAAAUGACGCUUUCCAGUUACACUGUAAUAUGUGAGACUCGAGUCAGAGGCACAAGAAUGACCAUAGAAUUUUACUCGACUUUUCGCGCUGAACGCACGGACAGUUUGUGUAACUAUAUCACAGAAAACAGUGGAGCUAUUUUAUUUUGUUUGUCA